AGACGAUUGUUAACGUCUUCAAUGGUCUUUCCACAACAUGCUGGAUUUCUGUUGCAGUGGGAAAUUGUGAUUUAUUGUAGUGGCUCUCGUGCUUGACAGAAUAUUGCCUGCAGAGUACGGGUUGUCAAGGGAAAGAACAAAAAUUCGUAUUCGUUCUGUAUGUGUUUUAUCCGAAGUUAUUUUGUAGUUAAAGAAUUAUGAGAUUGCUAGAUUAAAAAGAAGGAAAAUGGCAUCAGCAUUAGAACAGUUCGUAAACAAUGUUCGCACAUUGUCGGCCCAAGGUAAUUUUCGAGAGUUAUGUGAUCUGUUAAAUAAAUCAACAGAAGUGCUAAUGAAGAAUGGCCAACAUCUGGACAAUGUUCUAGAAACACUGGAUUUACAGCAGCAUUCACUAGGAGUUCUUGCAGUUCUUUGUGUUAAGUUCUCUCUUCCUGUCCCAUCAGCAACGCCAGACCACCAUGAACUUCUCUUUGCCCAAGUCCAAGAAUUCAUAACUGGAUGCAAUGGAGAGCAAGUACGCUUUGCGCCAGACACCUAUGCCGAAUUAUGCCAUCUGUUGACCCACAGCUUGGCUGAAUUGAAGGUGCCACUAAGAGGCAUUGACUUGAUAGGACGAGCAAUCCAUAAGAUUCAGCUGUUCGAUUCACAGCUCACCUCAGUACAUGCAGAUCUGUGCCAGCUUUGUCUCCUUGCAAAAUGUUUCAAGCCAGCACUAGUGUUCCUAAACACAGACAUCACUAGUAUAAGUCAAGAGGGUGGGCAGUUUGACACCAAAUACUUCCUCUUGUAUUACUAUUAUGGAGGGAUGAUCUAUGCUGCAUUGAAGAACUAUGAUAGAGCCCUUUACUUCUUUGAGGUUGCGAUCACAACUCCUGCCUUGGCUGUGUCCCACAUUAUGUUGGAAGCAUACAAGAAGUAUAUUCUUGUGUCUCUGAUUCUUCAUGGCAAGAUCCAGAGCAUUCCAAAGUACACAUCACAAGUAGUUGGUCGAUUUAUCAAACCAUUAAGUCAGCCAUAUCAUGAACUAGCAACAGUAUACUGUAGUAAUAAUCCAGAUGAACUGCGCACUGUGAUCAACAAAUGCCAUGAUACAUUCAUGAGGGAGAACAACAUGGGUCUAGUAAAGCAAGUUUUGGCAUCUCUUUACAAGAAGAACAUACAGCGCCUGACCAAAACGUUCCUAACCCUGUCAUUGUCUGAUGUUGCUAGUAGAGUGCAGCUUUCUGGACCUUCGGAUGCUGAGAAAUAUAUUCUCAACAUGAUUGAAGAUGGUGAAAUUUUUGCAACAAUUAACCAGAAGGACGGUAUGGUAAUAUUUCAUGAUGAUCCUGAGAAAUACAAUAGCCCUGCCAUGUUGCGGCGGUUGGAAGAGGAGAUGGCCGUUUGCACAGACCUUGAUCGUAAAAUGCAGUCAAUGGAAGAAGACAUCAUGGUGAAUCCUCAGUAUGUGAAGAAAUCUUGUGGUGCACCAGAUGAUGACCUGCCUCCGGCACCAUCACAGGGCUCCAAAAUCACCACCUAUUCAAUGUGAAGCCUAGAAACUGGAUUCAAGCAUUUUUUUCUGGUAAAAUUUAAAACCUAAAUAAGUGAAUUUUAUGUUCUGCAAUACUAUGCUUAUGUUAGAGGUAAAUGGAAUCAACUUUUGUUUUGUGGUCAGUUUGACUGGAUUAUAUUAAAGUUGGCCAUUAGAAAUCCUUUGUUUCAAAAUUAAUAUACACCUGGUGGUUGUCUAAAACAUUGUGUAUGAUAGAAGUGAUAGAUGCUGCUGUUCAGUUGGGAAAACCUGAUAUGGUAAAUGCAGUUGAUACUUGUUAGAAACAGAUUUGUGUAACAUGGGUUCAACUAAACAGUCUAUUACCCCUUGCAGUCAUGUAAUGACCGCUUAUACAUCUUGUUGACACUGGACUGUCUGAAUGUGUAGCGUCAAAUAGGAUAGCAGCAUCAAGCAUUUUAAUUUGAGUUUACUACAGUUUCUCUGACCCAGUCUUGUCCAGCUACUCUCCAUAUCAUAUUACUUGUCACUUUAAGGCUGGUCCACAGAAAUCAAUCUCCUGGCAUUGUAUCUCCUUGUAUUUGUCUGUAUGUAGCUUUAUUCUUCUCCUUCCAUUAACUACAGUUGCUUGUUGUGACAGAUGUCUGUUUAGCAAAGACACCAACAUAUCUGCCUGAUUUUAAGAACGUUAAUAUAUGUUUAUGACUUUUCCCAGUUGUAUGGGUAAGUCUGAUGACAAAAUGGAACUGAAGGCUGUUCUUUGCUGAGUUACCAAUCUACUGUAAUGGGUAAUUGCUAGGACAAGGGACUAGUGUUCAUGUGAAGAUCACAUUUGUAAGUUUGAAUCCCGUUGUGCAGUUAUAUAUAAUUCAACAGGCUAAUUUUUCAAAAGUCCCAUAUGGAACAAAUCAAGAGCACAUUGAUUGAUAAAUUAGUCUUUAGAAGCUUAAUCCUUUCAUUCCUUAUAUGGUAGAAGCUAUCCCACUACGCAUCAUAUUGGCGUGAUCAAGGGGGAGGGGGUAUAUCUCCUACUCAUUCUCAACCGUAGCACUAGAAGGGGGUGAGUGAUCAGCAGCACAUCCAAACCAUGCUUUACCUCUGGGAAAGGACCCCAGUACCCAUUGGACAGGAGGCUGGGAGGGCCCCAGAGCUGGUCUGGACACAGAGGGUAGAAGAAAAUCCUCUGCCCCUGUUGGUCGGGUAUUGAACCCCUAACAUCCAGCCCUUAAUCAGUCACUGUACUGACUAAGCUACCCAGCUCCUUCCUCACAUUGUAAUGAUAACCAAACUCUCUUGUAAUGUAAUCAAAAUUCCAACACUGAUACUAUUAAAGCCUUAAAUUAAACAUGAUCUUGAGCUAGUUCCAUUCACUUCCUAUCCUUACAAUCCAUGUUUUUAUGCUCCUAGUCUUCUAAGAGGUUCUCCAAUCAGAAAUUCUGGAAACAUUUCAUGUCUUCCCCAUCUGAGCUAUUCAGUGCUUUGGUUGCAACAUAACUCCAAGCCUGGAUGACUGAUAGAAAUACAUGGGAAGGAGGGGAAGACCACAACAUGAAAGCACAUAUGGAGAUAUAACGCAUUCCUUCUUUGUAUUUUAUCGGAUAUAAAAUAAUUAUAUUUCAGCUGUAUAAGUAGCAUGUACGGGUUAAGGUGUGUGCUGUGGUUCCUUUGGUUCACAAAAUACCGGGUAUGGUGUCUGAAGGCAAGGAAAUUAAAAAUUAGAUUAGGCUGAAACUUUAUUAAUAUUAUGCUUAUACAAAGCAGACAAUUACAAUGUCACAGUUUUAAAAAAUGGAAAUUCUGCAAUUGAUACUUGUUGUUUGAAACAAUAGUAGAGUCCUCUAAGUAUAUAAUCUAGGCAGAUUUAUGAGUGUGUAUGUAGGCAUACUAAUUUUUAUAAUAAAAAUUCAUAAAAGUAAUCUGAGAAGGAAGAAACUUGUGGUGGAAUAGCAAACUCCCCUUCAUAUUGCAAGGUCUUCAGUGGACUCUACUCUUAAUGACAGUAGCCACAUAUUUUGUAUUUUUCUUUAUACAUUGUAGACAGAGAAGAAUGAGUAUUUGUGCAUGGAAUGUCUUAUCUUUGGAUUUUUUCUUUAUAAUGAUACAUGCUGUAUUAUUUCUUCUGGUCAUCAGGUGCUCUUUGCAUAUUAUGAUUCUAUUAACAAAUAAAUUUAACUUUGCAAA
Messenger RNA from Zootermopsis nevadensis, 3673 nucleotides. It is a transcript of the gene CSN3, whose product is annotated as COP9 signalosome subunit 3. Gene Ontology annotation, biological process: ubiquitin-dependent protein catabolic process. NCBI's taxonomy places the organism in Eukaryota, Metazoa, Arthropoda, Insecta, Blattodea, Termopsidae. The record is from RefSeq and is a predicted model, not a curated record. Gene Ontology annotation, cellular component: COP9 signalosome.